UUUGGCACUAUAAAGAGGGGCUGAGUGAUAGUGGAAAGAUUGGAAGAAGUGUGCAGAUUAAAGGCACAGAGAAGGGAAGAAAUGGAGGGGAAGAAGAAUAGGAUUGUUGUAUUUGGUGGAAGUGGUUACAUUGGGAAGUACAUAGUGAAGGCAAGCGUCUCUUUAGGGCAUCCAACAUUGGUCUACACUCGCCCUCUCAACUCUCAAACUCCUCUCUCUAAGACACAACUUUGCAAGGACUUCAACUCCAUGGGAGUCACCAUUGUUGAGGGAGAACUCGAGCAUCACCAAAUUGUUGCAGUGAUUAAACAAGCUGACAUUGUGAUAUGUGCACUGCCAUAUCCUCAAGUGCUCGAGCAACUCAAAAUUAUAGAAGCUAUCAAAGUUGCCGGCAAUAUAAAGAGAUUCCUUCCAUCAGAUUUUGGGGUGGAAGAAGAUAGAAUAAAUCCUCUUCCUCCAUUCCAAGCUUUCCUUGACAAGAAAAGACAAAUUAGAAGAGAAAUUGAAGCAGCUGGGAUUCCUUAUACUUUUGUCUCUGCAAAUUGUUUUGCUGCAUAUUUUGUGAAUUAUUUGCUUCGUCCUUACGAGAAAACGAAAGAUGUAGCCCUAUAUAGCAACGGUGAAGUCAAAGCUGUAUUAAAUUAUGAAGAAGAUGUGGCCAUAUACACUAUUAAAGUGGCAAACGAUCCAAGAACAUGCAAUCGUAUUGUUGUCUACCGACCCUCAAUGAAUAUCAUAUCACAAAAUGAGUUGAUAUGGUUGUGGGAGCAAAAAAGUGGUCACAAUUUUCACAAGAAUUGUAUACCUGAGGAAGAUAUUGUCAACCUAUCACAGAGCUUGCCCCCACCACAGAAUAUUCCAGUUUCAAUUAUUCACAGUGUAUUUGUUAGAGGGGACCUGAUGAACUAUGAGUUAGGGGAAAAUGACCUUGAAGCUUCACAGCUAUAUCCUGAUCAUAAGUACACAACCAUUGAUCAACUUCUUGAUAUAUUUCUUGUUGAUCCUCCACCCCCUGCAUCUGCUGCUUUUGAAUGAAGACAUUCUCCACUGCUUUUGCCUCUACCAUUUGAUUAUAAUAAAAUAGUUUAUCUUCGAGUGUUGAAUAAUUUGAAAGCAUAAACAUGUAUUUAU
Messenger RNA from Abrus precatorius (Indian licorice), 1131 nucleotides. Its product is annotated as eugenol synthase 1-like. Gene Ontology annotation, molecular function: oxidoreductase activity. The transcript has 5 exons. Bases 82 to 1035 code for a protein of 317 amino acids. The record is from RefSeq and is a predicted model, not a curated record. NCBI's taxonomy places the organism in Eukaryota, Viridiplantae, Streptophyta, Magnoliopsida, Fabales, Fabaceae.